CAAGAAUCGAACUUAUCAUUUUCAUUAUAAAUUAAUUAUUUUAAUAAUUUUUUGUUGCCCACAGUAUCAGAGCUUGCAAAAUCAAGAAUUUGCAGUAUGCCGGAGCAUGAAAAUUACAAAAUUGAGGUUGAAAAAAGUCAAUGCAAUAAAGAAAAUUUACAUGACGACAAUGAUUUUAUGCCAGAGGAAUUGCCAGUGUUGUCGUCAGACCUAAACUGCGGAACAGCAUGUUUAGGCCAAGAAGAAUAUGAAGAUACCAAUAAAUGUAUGGUAUUGGAAACAAAUAGAAAUGCUGGAUGCAUUACCGAUGAUGGGUUGAGUGAAAUAUACAAUGAACAUGAACAAACUUCAAGUUUGAAUUUACAAAAUAAAAAUGAAGAGGUGAAAUAUAAAUGUGAACAUUGCGGAAAGAAUUUCAAUUUAGCUGCAUUGACUACUCAUUUGGGAAUUAAAAUAGAGGAGAAGCAAUUUGAAUGUGAUUAUUGUGUAAAGAAGUUUGACAGCAGAAGUGAAUUGGAAGCACAUUUGAUGAAACACAUUGGAGAAACAACGCCAUAUGAAUAUGGCGAUUGUGGAAACAACAAUAAUGAUGAUUUAGGAAAAUACACUGAAAAGACAACAUGUGAAAGUGAAAGUUGUGAAAAAAUGUUUGAAGAAAGUGGCAAUUUCAAAAAUGUUCCACAAGCAUCAGACACACCAUAUACAUUUGAGCAUUGUGGAACAAAAUCAAAUCAUUCUGGUAGAUUAAAUAGGCGUUUAAAUAUGCACACAAGACAGUUGCCGUUUCAAUGCCAACAUUGUGGGAAAACAUUUAAUACCAAUACUAUUUUAAAACUGCAUUUGAUGACACACACACAAGAAACAAUACAUGCAUGUGAACAUUGUGAAAAGAAAUUCGGUAACAGUGGUAAUUUAAAAAGACAUUUGAGGAUACACACUGGAGAAAAACCACAUGAAUGUGAACAUUGUGGAAAGAAGUUCAAUCAAAGUGGUAGCUUGAAAACACAUUUGAGAAUACAUACAGGAGAAAGACCCUAUGAAUGCGAACACUGUGGGAAGACAUUUAAGUGUAACAAUGUUUUGAAAGGGCAUUUGAGGGUACAUACAGGAGAGUCACAUGACUGUGAACAUUGUGGAAAGAAUUUUAAUCACAGUAGUAGUUUAAAAACUCAUUUAAGGAUACACACAGGAGAAAGACCUUAUGAAUGUGAACUUUGUGGAAAGAAGUUUAAUCAUGGUGGUAGUUUAAAAACACAUUUGAGAAUACAUACAGGAGAAAGACCUUAUGAAUGUGAACAUUGUGGAAGGAAGUUUAAUCACGGUGGUAGUUUAAAAACACAUUUGAGAAUACAUACAGGAGAAAGGCCCUAUGAAUGUGAACAUUGUGGAAAGACAUUUAAGUGUAACGGUGAUUUGAAAGGGCAUUUGAGGGUACAUACAAGAGAGAUGCCUUAUGACUGUGAACAUUGUGGAAAAAAGUUUAAUCACAGUAGUAGUUUAAAAACACAUUUGAAAACACACACAGGCGAAAAACUAUAUGAAUGUGAACAUUGUGGAAAGAAGUUUUAUCAAAGUUUCAAUUUAAAAAGCCAUUUGAGGGUACACACGGGAGAAAAGUCAUAUGAAUGUGAACACUGUGGGAAGAAGUUUUAUCGAAGUGAUCAUUUGAACCACCAUUUAAGGAUACACACAGGAGAAAAACCAUACGAAUGUGAAUAUUGUGGAAAGAGGUUUAACCAAAGUAGUAGUUUAACAAGCCAUUUGAGGAUACCUCAUCUCGCCUCACUCUCCUCUUCCUGCCAUGAGGCACAUACAGUAAGGCCAUAACAUAAUCUUUCCAUUUAUCCCGGUCUCUUGCUGUUUCAUCAGCCGCUUUCCAAAAUCUCCACCUAAUUGCUGUCCUUUCCUGCUCCGCUGUUUUCCUCCAUGUUGUCUUUGGUCUUCCUCUUUUCCUUUUCCCUUCUGGUUGCCGUGUCAUUGCCACUUUGCUGCUGUUAUUUGCUGGUCUUCUAAUUUCAUGACCAAUCCACUGCCACCUCCUCUUUCUGACCUCUAUCCUAAUUUCAUAGUUCUACAUUGCUUAUCUUGUUGGGCCAUCGAACCUUUAGUAUUCUCCGUAGGCAUUUAUUUUAGAAUGUAUUCAACAAUAAGCUUCAUAAAGCAUAGGGCCUACAUUGAAAACUCCUAAUAAAUCGAAGAUGUGCAUUUUAGGCGUAUAAACCCAGAAUAAACUUUCAUUCGUUUGGCAAUUGAAGUAUUAAUAAAACAGAUUAAACGAAUAAGCAGUGGUACCACAAUCAUGUAUGCUUUCGGCGUACGUAUGUAGUAGGGUAACAAUCUGGAUUGUAGGCUAGCCCUCCGUUGAUAUCAUUUAUUUUAUUGAGCUUUUCAGUUUUGUUUUUGGAAAUAUUAAGAAGCAGGGACCAUGAACAUUUUAACAGACUUUAGUUCUUGCACAAUCAAAGGGGAUUAAAUAAUAUAAAAUGCUCCCUGCUGCCAACACAUGCCACUUUUGCUUCUCCAAAAACACUGCAAUUUGCAGAGUAUUAUUAUCAGUGGAUAUCAUCAGGUGGUCCGCAUUCCCGUUCGGGCGACAACUGGAAAUGGACGUUUCCAGAUUUUUCCUGUGUUAGACUCCACAAAAAACUCGCCCGAACGCACCCCAAGUAUCAUGUUUAUCUGUGUUUGAAAACUUGGCUGGUAAAUCGAUUUAAUUAGACUUAAACCAUUUUUUAUACAUGUAAAGGAAUAUUUGUAUUGGAUACACAUUGGAUAAUGAUUACCGUAUUAAUGUUCCGUUUUCAGUUUGAUUUUAUAUUUAUUAUGAUGUGCAAAGAAACCUCAAGAAAAUGGACUUUGUAAAAUUGUUAGAUAAAGUACUGUAUAGCUUGUCGUGUCACUGAGAAACUUCACUCUCUCUCAUAAUAGCUAGGUUCACAUUCAGAGUUUAUCAUGUUCAAGCCAGUCCGUCAUUUUAUGUGAACUUACAAGAAUCUGUGCUCAGCUUAAUCACCUAGUGGAGCAUCAUGAUUCAUCAUGAUUAACCUUGAUAAAAUGAUAAAUUAAUUCAUGAGAU
Molecule: messenger RNA, 3076 nt
Organism: Anneissia japonica
Lineage: Eukaryota; Metazoa; Echinodermata; Crinoidea; Comatulida; Comatulidae
Product: zinc finger protein 883-like
Exons: 2
Coding region: 97-1827 (576 amino acids)
Biological process (GO): regulation of transcription by RNA polymerase II
Cellular component (GO): nucleus
Molecular function (GO): DNA-binding transcription factor activity, RNA polymerase II-specific; RNA polymerase II transcription regulatory region sequence-specific DNA binding
Source: RefSeq, a predicted model, not a curated record